Molecule: messenger RNA, 522 nt
Organism: Paramisgurnus dabryanus
Lineage: Eukaryota; Metazoa; Chordata; Actinopteri; Cypriniformes; Cobitidae
Gene: rplp2a
Product: ribosomal protein, large P2
Biological process (GO): cytoplasmic translational elongation
Cellular component (GO): ribosome; cytosolic large ribosomal subunit
Molecular function (GO): structural constituent of ribosome
Source: RefSeq, a predicted model, not a curated record
GACGCUCCGUGCAGCCAAUCAGAUUGUCGAGUACUGCUUCGUCCUUCGGCUAUUUGCUUCCGUUCGUUCUCUCGUUUCCGGAAAUUGCAGCGUGACCGACGUUUCGUGUCUUUCGCAGACUUAAAAAUGCGUUACGUGGCCGCUUACCUGUUGGCUGUUCUGGGUGGCAACAACAACCCAUCCGCCAAAGACAUUAAAAACAUCCUUGGGAGUGUUGGAAUUGAGGCCGAUGAUGAACGUCUUAACAAGGUCAUCAGUGAGCUGAAUGGCAAGGACAUCAAUGAAGUCAUGAAUGCCGGCCUCUCUAAGUUAGCCUCCGUGCCAGCAGGUGGUGCAGUGGCGGUCUCUGCCGCAGCUGCUGGUGGUGGGGCCGCUCCUGCUGGGGAAGCACCUGCAGCGGAAGAGAAAAAGGAAGAGAAGAAAGAAGAAUCUGAGGAGUCUGAUGAAGACAUGGGCUUUGGCCUCUUUGAUUAAUCUUUCUUUUUACUUCUGAAAAUAAAAAAGGAAAACAUUUUGUGUUAA